GCGGAGUGGAACAAGCUGGAGCCACUCAAGCAGAACGAGAUAAUGAAGGCCGCGAUGAGACUGCACAGGAACACCGGACAUCGACUUCCGAGGGCGAUGAUCAAAGUGCCACGACGCGGGGGGGCCACCGCUGUGACCAUCGCGGCGGCGAAGCAGAUCAAGCGCAGCUCUUGCUUCGAGAACCAGGCGAGCAAGCUCACGCUCGCGGUGAAGAUCUUCAGUCGUCCUGGACAGGGGUCGAGGAACUGCGCGGCGAAGGAGCUGCUGGGCGCUUUCCGGAGCCACUGGUCAGACAGGUAUGGAAUUCCUGCAGCACUACGUCACGACCCGAAAGAAGCCAAUGUAUCACGUGGACUAUUCGGGAACAUCUCGAGCGAGGGCGCGGUGCUGGACCCGCGCGCGACGCGGGCACACUGGCAGAAGGGCAUCGCCGAGCGGGCGAUCCAGACAUUUUUCGAGCGUGCCAAGUCGCUGCACCGGGAUCACUAUACCGACAUGGAGACGGCGGUGCACCAGGCGGCGGAGACGCACAACACCGUGGAGCGCGUAGACGGCUACAGCCCGACGCAGUGGGCAUUCGGAAGAGAUGAGAAGUGGCCCGGGACAUUCACGAAGGACGAGAGCCUAGAC
This is a messenger RNA of Prorocentrum cordatum, 630 nucleotides long. NCBI's taxonomy places the organism in Eukaryota, Dinophyceae, Prorocentrales, Prorocentraceae. The record is from the annotation of a GenBank genome assembly.